Messenger RNA from Zingiber officinale, 1173 nucleotides. RefSeq names its product bidirectional sugar transporter SWEET14-like. Gene Ontology annotation, molecular function: sugar transmembrane transporter activity. Lineage: Eukaryota; Viridiplantae; Streptophyta; Magnoliopsida; Zingiberales; Zingiberaceae. The transcript has 5 exons. Gene Ontology annotation, cellular component: membrane. Gene Ontology annotation, biological process: carbohydrate transport. The record is from RefSeq and is a predicted model, not a curated record.
CAUCACCACUCUCGCAUGAUCUCCCACCCUCCUCGCACUACCUUAUCUUCGUUAUAGUGCUCAAGUUGAGUUAUUCUUUACUGUUUUUGAGGAGGAGGAGGAGGAACUGCGAGAGAUGGCAGGCUUAUCUUUACAUCAUCCUUGGGCUUUCACCUUUGGAAUUCUAGGUAUUUACAUUUAUUCAUAUAUAUCGAUCUUAAUCUUCCUCAUUUGACAACACAUAACUUGAGUCUGAUCAUUAACAGGUAACAUCAUUUCCUUCAUGGUAUACCUAGCACCACUGCCUACGUUCUACAGAGUGUACAGGAAGAAAUCCACAGAAGGAUUUCAAUCGGUGCCUUACGUGGUUGCUCUUUUCAGUGCCAUGCUAUGGAUCUUCUACGCCCUCCUCAAAACCAACGCGUACCUUUUGAUCACCAUCAACUCCUUCGGCUGUGUCAUCGAGACCAUCUACGUCCUCGUCUACUUGUUCUACGCCACCAAGGAUACAAAAGUAUACACUGUCAAACUCGUCGUGAUUUUGAACGUGGGCACCUUCGGCUUGAUCCUUCUCUUGACUCUGCUUCUGGCAGAGGGCUCGAGAAGAGUUCAAAUUCUAGGGUGGAUCUGCGUUGGCUUCUCGAUCAGCGUCUUCGCUGCUCCCCUCAGCAUCAUUAGGCUCGUCGUCAGGACAAAGAGCGUGGAGUUCAUGCCAUUCUCGCUCUCCUUCUUCCUCACGCUGAGCGCCGUAGUCUGGUUCUCGUACGGUUUGUUGAGCAAGGACAUCUACGUUGCGUUACCGAACGUCUUGGGGUUUAUCUUCGGCAUCCUUCAAAUGGCGCUCUACCUAAUCUACAAGGACACGAAGAAGGUAAUCGAGCCGGUGCCAGAGCACGUCAUAGCCAUCGCCAAGCUCGGCGGCGCCGUGGAAAUCUACACGAUCGACUCUGCGCCGGCGACGGAUGUCGGCGAGGCAGCGGGGCUAGCCGAGCAGGAGGAGGUUGAUGAAAAGGAGAAGAAAGAGGUGAAGAAGCUUGAAGUCUGAUGACUGAAGAAAUAAUGCUAAAGAACUACUGCUAAUCCAUAUAUAAACCGCCAAUUGGGAAGCUGAUGGGAAAUGGUGUUGCGCUGCGGUACAUGCACCUGCAGACGCACCAACAUUAAGAAGCAAGAAAUAGAAACUCUGUCCUCUCA